CCCUGCUCGGACAGAGAUUACUGUGGCUUGGACUGUCGUCUCUGAGGAGCUUUCUCGGUCUUCUGCAACAGAAACUUCUGCUUUUUAACUCUGCUCUCGACCCUCCUCACCUUCCAGUUGUUUAACAAUUUUCUGUUUCCUCGUAUGUUAUCUUUUUUCCCAAACAGAUGGCCCAUUGAAGAUCUGGGGCAAAUAAAGUUGGAAACAUUAGGGAUCAUAACGGCCUUCCGGCUGGGAUUUGCAGUAUAAUUCUCAGCUUCUCUGAGAAAGAAGAGAAAAUCCCACAAAGAUUUAUGGAAAAUCCAAGCCAAAAGCGCCUAACUUUGUCAAGUGAAAUGGAUGCUGGUGCUUCUGUUGAUAGGAUUAGCAGUUUGCCCGAUUCAGUUCUCUGUUACAUUCUUUCUUUUUUGCCAACAACAAAAUAUGCUGUGGGAACAAGUAUUUUAUCUAAAAGAUGGAAAUUCCUGUGGACUGGAGUCCCCUACCUUCUUUUCGAUGAUGAUCGCGUUCGUAAAAGCCCAGAAAGAGUGAGAAAAUUUGAGCAAUUUGUUAAUAAGGUUCUGCUUCUAAGUACUGUGCAGAAUAUACUCAAGUUCCGUCUUUGUUGUGGAAAUGAACUCAUUGAGCCAUUCUAUGUCAAUGCAUGGAUCAGCACUGCAAUUAUCCGGAAUGUCCGAGUGCUGAAAGUUGUAGUUUUUGAUUAUCGUCGUGCUGAUGUUGUCAUUGAAUUGCCUAGUUGCCUAUUUACUUGCAGAACAUUAGAGGAUCUUGAAUUGUGGGAUAAUCUAGAUAUCAAUACACCAAAUUUGGUUUGUCUUCCUAGACUAAAACGUCUAACGCUUUCUUACGUUCAAUACAGAAAUGAUGAAUCCGUCGGUAAGCUCAUAUCUGGCUGUCCAAUACUAGAAUUCCUGGAUAUUUCCAGAUACGGCUUUGAUAAUGUGACAGUUUUUGUAAUAUCUUCACCUUCACUGAAACAACUCCGUUUUCGUGGUAACGAUGACUUUCCUGAAAAUCUUCACUACAAGGUUGCUAUAAAUACCCCAGCACUAGAGUCCCUUGAUUAUUCCAAUCACAUAUGGCAGCACAUUGACGUCAACUUUCAGAACAUUACCUCUUUAGUUAGAGCAAAAAUUGAUGUUGAGGCUUUUCCUGGUGAUGAUCCACCUCAAAGUGGUUUUUGCAAUUCACUUGUGGAACUGGUUCAGGCACUACACGGUGUAAAGAUUCUCACUUUGUCACAGGAGACAAUGAAGGCUCUGAGCUAUGCCACCACCCGCUUGUCAACAAGGAGAUUUGAAGGACUAACCAAAUUGGUAGUAAGAGCUGGAUGCUGUGAAUGGACUUGCCUACAGGAUUUGGUUGAAGUGGCAGUAAAUUUAGAAGUUCUUGAUUUCACAAAGGCAAUCAACUUAGAUGCUUUUGAUAUGCAUAAGAAUUGGCAUAGAGAACACACUACAGAGUCAUGCUGGAGGGAUCCCAUAGAAGUUCCCAGAUGCUUGAUAACGAGCCUGAAACAAAUUUCAUUUGAAGAACUUGAAGGCUUUGAAGAUGAGCUUGCAAUGAUAGGCUACAUUCUGAAGCAUGGUAGCGUUCUAAACCGAAUGCAUCUAAGUUCUAAAGUCGGCGGCUUGAGCACAAAAUUUCAGCUUACUCAGAAGGUACUACUGUUCCCUAGAAGAUCCCCCACAUGUCAAAUUGCAUUUUGCGGCAAGCUGGACCACGGUCCCUUUUCAGCAAGUCAUAGUCCAAUGGGGGAAACAUGAGAAAAUGAAGCAACAUUGGUUGAUUGGUGCAGUAAGGAUCAUAUCCGGUGCUUAUAACUUUCACCUACAAUGAAAGAUUCUGGAUGAAGCUGGGUUGGAAGAAUGUGGAUGAAGCUUUUUGUACAAACUUUUUGCCAAUGUUUGGGAUAUCUUUUUGUAGCAGAAAGUGAGGAGGCUGAAGCAAAACUCUUAACCUUGUCAUUGCAGAAAGUAUGAAUUUUAUUAUCAGUA
This is a messenger RNA of Coffea eugenioides, 1997 nucleotides long. Its product is annotated as probable FBD-associated F-box protein At1g32375. Gene Ontology annotation, molecular function: protein binding. The record is from RefSeq and is a predicted model, not a curated record. Lineage: Eukaryota; Viridiplantae; Streptophyta; Magnoliopsida; Gentianales; Rubiaceae. Bases 294 to 1766 code for a protein of 490 amino acids. The transcript has 5 exons.